CAUAUUUGCCUCGCUUGUUUUCCACACGUUUGGGCUCCUUCAACCACCGCUGGACAAGCCAAAGGACCAGCAACCCCACGAUGUACAGCAACAUCUCUAUCUGUGUCAUGAGAUAUCAACAGAUGUCACAUGAGGUCAGACAACAUGAAGAAAACUAUGAAAUAUACGCUACCGACAGACAAAGCGAAUCAAAAGAAUGGGGAUGAGAAGAAACAGAAGAAAGAACAGAAUACGCUCAGUGUUGGAUACUUUCAACUGUUCCGAUUUGCCACCUGGAAGGAGAUUGCCAUGAUGGUGGUGGGGAGCGUGUGCGCGCUCAUCCACGGCGCUGCCCCGCCUCUCAUGCUUUUGGUGUACGGUAUGAUGACCAACACAUUUGUGCUCUAUGAGUUGGAGGUGCAAGAACUGAAAGACCCAAAUAAAACCUGCCCGGGUGACAUCAUUCACUGGAUAAACGGCUCCGUUUACGAGCCGGAUGAAAACGUUACUGUUGCCUGUGGGGUCAAUAUCGAAGCCCAGAUGACUCUGUUUGCGUACUACUAUAUUGGAAUCGGAGUUGGAGUUCUCUUUCUUAGUUACUUUCAAAUUGGUCUCUGGGUGUCGGCUGCCGCCAGACAAACUCUGAGAAUCCGAAAGAUUUAUUUCCGGAAAGUCAUGCAAAUGGAGAUCGGAUGGUUUGACUGCAUCUCCGUCGGUGAACUCAACACGAGAUUAUCUGAUGAUAUCAACAAGCUCAAUAACGCCAUCGCCGACCAGGCGUCUUUCUUUAUCGAGAGGGUCUCCACCUUCGUGUUUGGCUUCAUGGUGGGCUUCAUCGGCGGCUGGAAGCUGACGUUGGUGGUCAUCGCUGUGAGCCCUCUGAUUGGUGUUGCUGCCGGACUCAUGGCAAUGGCUGUGGCUAGUCUAACGGGACGAGAGCUAAAGGCGUACGCAAAAGCGGGAGCUGUGGCUGAUGAGGUCCUGUCGUCCAUUCGAACGGUGGCGGCGUUUGGUGGUGAAGACAAAGAAACUAAUAGAUAUGACCAAAACCUUGUGGAAGCCCAAAACUGGGGUGUUAAAAAGGGCACGAUUAUCGGAAUCUUCCAAGGAUAUCUAUGGUGCAUCAUUUUCCUGACUUUCGCUUUGGCCUUUUGGUAUGGAUCCCAGCUGGUCAUCGACACAAAGGAGCUCUCUCCCGGGACACUUAUUCAGGUGUUUUUCGGAGUCUUGAUCGCAGCAAUAAAUUUGGGUCAGGCCUCGCCUUGUCUGGAGGCUUUUGCUUCAGGUCGGGCAGCUGCAAAGACCAUCUUCGAAACUAUUGACAGGGAAUCGGAAAUCAAUUGCAUGUCCGACGAGGGUCAUAAAUUAGACCGAGUGAAAGGCGACAUUGAGUUCCAUAACGUGACCUUCCACUACCCAUCCAGACCUGAAGUCAUGAUUUUAAACAAACUCAGCGUGCAAGUGAAAGCGGACGAAACCACCGCUUUCGUUGGACCCAGCGGCUCGGGUAAAAGCACGGCCGUUCAGCUCAUCCAAAGGUUUUAUGACCCAAAGGAAGGCACGGUGACUUUGGACGGUCACGACAUCCGAAGUUUAAACAUCAAGUGGCUCCGCUCGCUUAUCGGCAUUGUGGAGCAGGAGCCGGUGUUGUUUGCCACAACCAUCGCGGACAACAUUCGCUUUGGGAAACCGGGAGUCCCUAUGGAGGAAGUCAUCCGAGCGGCAAAAGAGGCCAAUGCUUAUAAUUUCAUCAUGGAUCUUCCACAGAAAUUCGAUACUUUGGUGGGUGAGGGUGGAGGUCAGAUGAGCGGAGGGCAGAAGCAGAGGAUCGCCAUCGCUCGAGCUCUGAUUCGGAAUCCCAAGAUCCUGCUCUUGGAUAUGGCCACGUCGGCUCUGGACAACGAGAGCGAAGCUGUUGUCCAGAAAGCUUUGGACAAGGUGCGGGUGGGCAGGACCACGAUUUCUAUCGCCCACCGUCUUUCCACGAUCAGGAAAGCGGACGUUAUCGUCGGAUUUGAACGUGGGCGGGCUGUGGAAAAAGGAACCCACGGUGAGCUCCUGAAAAAGGAAGGCGUCUACUUCACUUUGGUCACCCUGCAGAACCACGGCGUAUCAGACGCAACCAAUGUCGCUGCCGGCAAAGUUGCUGCUGAGGAAAACCUUGAAACAAAAACAAGGACUUUUAGCCGAGGCAGCUGCAGGAUGAGUAAAAGGAGCUCGCUUCGACUGCGAUCUCACAGCAACUUGUCCAGCGAUUUUGGGCCCGACACCGUCUCAACCAGCCUGAGGAUCCUUUCAAGCCAGACCAUCACGCCGGACCUUCCGGAGUACGAGGAUGAGGAAGACGAACAUCUCGAACCGGCCCCCAUUUCCCGCAUCUUGAAGUACAACCAAACAGAGUGGCCCUACAUGCUACUGGGCUCGCUUGGGGCUGCCAUCAACGGCUCGGUCAACCCAAUCUAUGCUUUGCUCUUCAGCGAAAUUCUGGGGACGUUUGCUUUAGCGGACGUCAAUGAGCAGAAGCGGCAGAUCAAUGGUAUCUGCAUUCUCUUUUGCAUUGUGGCCGUGACCAGUAUCUUCUCGCAGUAUUUACAGGGUUAUGCCUUUGCCAAGUCUGGUGAGCUACUAACACGUCGUCUAAGGAAAUUAGGCUUCCAGGCCAUGCUGAGACAAGACAUCGGCUGGUACGAUGAUUUCCGAAACAGCCCCGGAGCGCUGACCACCAGACUGGCCACCGAUGCCUCUAUGGUUCAGGGUGCUACAGGAUCCCAAAUCGGCAUGAUCGUCAAUGCCCUGACCAACAUCGGAGCCUCUUUCAUCAUCGCCUUCUACUUCAGUUGGAAAUUAGCCUUGGUCAUCUUGUGCUUCUUGCCGUUCAUCGGGCUCUCUGGGCUCUUUCAAGCCAAAAUGUUGACCGGUUUUGCAAAUGAAGAUAAGAAAUCAAUGGAGGAGGCUGGCCAGGUUUCCGGUGAAGCUCUUGCCAACAUCCGAACGAUCGCAGGCUUGACCAAAGAGAGCUCAUUUGUGGAAUCCUAUGAUCAAAAACUCGAGUGUCCAUAUAAAUCUGCCAAGAAGCGCGCCAACAUCUACGGGCUCUUUUUCGGCUUGUCCCAGUCUGUCAUCUUCAUGGCUUACGCCGCCUCCUUUCGUUAUGGAGGCUACCUUGUCAAAGCUGAGAAGCUGCAAUACGUCAUCGUUUUCCGAGUGAUAUCGACAGUCGUCAUCAGCGGGACCGCACUGGGCAAAGCUUCGUCUUUCACUCCAGAUUACGCCAAAGCCAAGACGGCCGCCGCUCAUCUCUUCAAACUUUUGGAUCAAAGGCCUAAAAUCAGCACAAGCAGCACAGAUGGAGACAAAUGGGAAAACUUCAAGGGCGAAAUAGAGUUUGUGAAUUGCGAGUUCACCUAUCCGUCCCGUCCGGAUGUUCGCGUGUUGAAAGGCUUGACGGUAUCGGUGAAGCCCGGUCAGACGUUGGCAUUCGUGGGCAGCAGCGGCUGUGGCAAAAGCACCAGUGUUCAACUGUUGGAAAGGUUCUACGACCCGGACCAAGGCAAAGUGCUGAUCGACGACCGCCCGUCUCAGUCAGUGAACGUGCCUUUCCUGAGAUCUCGGAUCGGCAUCGUGUCCCAGGAGCCCGUCUUGUUUGACUGCAGCAUAGCCGAGAAUAUUCAGUAUGGGGACAACACGCGGAGCGUCAGCAUGGAGGAAAUUGUGGCGGCGGCCAAACAAGCCUAUCUUCAUGAGUUUGUGAUGACGCUACCAGAUAAAUACGAAACCCAGGUUGGCGCGCAAGGCUCCCAGCUAUCAAGAGGGCAAAAACAACGUAUUGCCAUUGCCCGGGCCAUCGUCAGGAACCCCCAAAUCCUGCUUCUAGAUGAGGCCACCUCUGCUCUGGACACCGAGAGCGAGAAGAUUGUCCAGUCAGCUCUGGAUAAUGCGAGGAAAGGUCGAACCAGCAUCGUCAUUGCUCACCGGCUCUCCACCAUCCAGAACGCUGACAUCAUCGCAGUGAUGUCAAAUGGCGUCGUCAUCGAACGAGGCACUCAUGAUGAACUCAUGGCCAAGACUGGCGCUUAUCGCAAAUUGGUCACAACUGGAGCUCCUAUCAGCUAGAGCUGGAAUGCUCCUAGAAAACCCCAAAAAAAGCUGUUCUAUUGCAAAAUUGCGCUCAUUUUUCCUGAGAUUAAAAGGUUAUUGAUAUAAAAAGUCUACACACCCCUGUUUAAGAAACAGGAUUCUGUGAUAUGAAAAAGUGACAGCAAGAUAGAUGAUAUUCAAACUAACAUGUACAAUUUAGAAAAAAAGAGGGUAAAUAAAUCAACUAUAAAUGUGAUUGCAGAAGUGCGCACACCCUCUCGUUUGGAAGAUUCUUGGCCAUGAUCCCCAAAGUUAUUAAAAAUGCAUGUAGAAGCUGAGGGACUCUGUUACAGAGGAGUUUAUUGUCCGACACAUUUCGACUCGGAGAGUCUUCAUCAGGGCUAAUCAUUAGCCAUAACCAUUAGCCCUGAUGAAGACUUUAUAAGAAGCAGACUUUAUUACGCAUUAUAUUGUGUAACAUCUAUUAUUUCAACACUAUUCCUUUUUGCACCCAUUUACCUUACAUUGCAGCCAUAUUACACAUUCUGCUUUGUUUGUUAACAAGUCACCUGACUACUUAGGCCUCUUAUGUAAUAAGUUGAGGUACCACUGAAUGCUUAGCAACGACAGACAGCUAGGAAAAAACCCAAAUGGAUGCUAACGGGGAGAUGCACUAAUUUGUCAAAUGCAAAUCUAAUUAAAUAGGAAGCCACCUUCAGCUUUGUAACAAUUUGUCUGAGUUAUAUUUACAACUAUCUCCAUCCAUUCAUUCUCUGAACCGCAUACUUUACCAUUUUUAAUCAAGGGUCUCGUGUUUUUGUGAUUUUCCAUUUGUGCUUGCAGGUUUUGUGUAAUGUGUAGCAUUUAUGAAAUGUGCCUGUGCAGUUAACAGGAAUGGAUUUAUUUCAUACAUAAAUUAAAAAAAACUUUGUCUUGUUAUAAUAUAAAAGAUUUUGUAUGACUACAA
Messenger RNA from Syngnathus acus (greater pipefish), 5023 nucleotides. RefSeq names its product ATP-binding cassette, sub-family B (MDR/TAP), member 11a (gene abcb11a). Gene Ontology annotation, biological process: transmembrane transport. Gene Ontology annotation, cellular component: membrane. The transcript has 28 exons. Bases 130 to 4092 code for a protein of 1320 amino acids. Lineage: Eukaryota; Metazoa; Chordata; Actinopteri; Syngnathiformes; Syngnathidae. Gene Ontology annotation, molecular function: ATP binding; ATP hydrolysis activity; ABC-type transporter activity. The record is from RefSeq and is a predicted model, not a curated record.